Molecule: messenger RNA, 853 nt
Organism: Papilio xuthus (Asian swallowtail)
Lineage: Eukaryota; Metazoa; Arthropoda; Insecta; Lepidoptera; Papilionidae
Exons: 3
Coding region: 237-635 (132 amino acids)
Source: RefSeq, a predicted model, not a curated record
UGUCAAACAAACGUCAUUUAAGAAAGUAAAUAAUGAAGAAUAAUAAGAACAUUAUUUAUAAAUAAGAAAAGAUAUACUCUGAAUUAAAUAUGUACCACAACACAUAAAUCAUAAUCGUUGAAUAUCAUAUAUGAUAAAUUCCAUUUUAUAGUUACUUGAAUGAGGCUGUUUAUUCGAUUAAUACUGUUGAUUAAAGCAACGCACACUGCUGUUUGUCUUAGUAAAAAUAUUUUACAAUGAGUUUGCGUUCAUUGUCUAAAGGGAGAUUUCUAAUCUCAAUUUUAAUAUUUAUAUUCUUUCUCUGGAUUGCUUAUUUAUAUUUGAAUAGUCUACAGUUAGAUUAUAAUAGUACUGAAUCUGGAAACCGUUGUAUGUCUGAACUGUCAUCAAUAAAAUAUCAACUAAAUGUUGUUACAGAAUACAAGAACCGUAUCGAUAGAUUGUUAACAGAGACUCAAAAAGCCCGGGAAGCAGAUAAGGAGAGGUACAAAGAUAUAUUAGAAAGUUGUGGAGCAAUGAAACAACACAUAGCAAUAUGUCAGAGUCAAUUUGAAGAUCUACUAAGUGAAUGCAAAAGAGUUAAGGAGGAUUAUGACAAAUUGAGGAAAGAUACAGAAAAGGUCAAAACAUCUUGAUGAUUUGAUCUUUUUUUAUUUAUCAUUUAAAUAAAAUAAUUAAUUUGUAAGUUAUAUUAAUAACCCUGAAAAUGGAUGUAUUGUACAAAUAAUUCUAUUAAUAAUAAGAACACAGUGAAUAUUUUGGCUGUGAGAAGAAACGGUUAUACAAGUAAGAAAUAUGUAUUUUUGUAUUUAAAAUAAAAAAGUAAUUUAAAAUAUAUUUUAAAAGUCAUUUU